Messenger RNA from Mesocestoides corti, 1932 nucleotides. Lineage: Eukaryota; Metazoa; Platyhelminthes; Cestoda; Cyclophyllidea; Mesocestoididae. The record is from the annotation of a GenBank genome assembly.
AUGGUUUUAUUGAAUGGUAAGUGUGUUUAUGAAUUCGAAAUUUUAGAUGCUUUAAAAAAAGCUAAAAAGAAUAUUCGUCGAGUGUUUUCAGCGGCUGAAGAUGCAGAAGACGCUGAGGAACUUUAUCGGCUUUUAUCUAUGCCUGCUCUGAAAUCAUUGUUAACAGUGUAUUCAAGUAUUAAGGCUGUAAAUACGUACUAUGUGGGCGAAGAGGACUGCGUGGCGUUAGGAUUGAUGGAGACUGUCUGUGAGGAUCUUCGAGUAGCCGUUUCCGAUGGCUACUUCCCUAUGCCCUCGGAAGCUGAAGAACUCUUUCAGAUACUGUCGAGCCCCCACGUUCAAGCCCUUGGGACGUGCAUCCAGGAGAUUGCCACAGAGAAUUUCCUCACGCCUACUCUUCCCUCAGUCCUCUUUGCUGUUGAUGGCACAGUAACCAACCUUCCAGAGGCCGUUUACAACGACACUCUGAAAGGCGUUUCCACGUUGAGUCGCAAAGACCUCCAAAACGGCUCAUUGCAGCGGAAGACAGGCAGCUUAAAUCCGGCUUUGGGAGAGAGUACAACCUCACUCUACGCUCGAAACGGCACAGCUAACGGUGUGAAAUUGACUGGAGGUGGUGAAGGCCUUCCAAAGAAACCGGUCGAGGAAAGUGCUCUACGGCUGAUCAGUUUUAAGCGAAACGUUGAAGACUUGGGUAUCACGAUUGGUAUCCAGGAGAACGAUGCCUCUGUGGGCUACGCUCGUGACAUCUACGUGAAGCGCGUGAUGGUCGGUUCCCAGGUGGAGAAGCUCGGCCUCCUGGGUGAAGGUGACAUCAUCCGAGAGGUCAACGGAGUGCAGAUCGAUGCCCCCGAGACGCUACUGGAGCAAAUGGCCAAGUCGCCUGUCACCGUGACAAUGAAGAUUAUCCCUGCACACAAAGACACGAAAAUCAAGUCCCAGCUUUAUGUGCGAGCUCUCUUCACGUACGAACCGGAGAAGGACAAGCUGUUGCCCUGCAAAGAGGCGGGGCUCCGGUUUCGGUGCUACGACAUUCUCCAGGUGCUGAACCAGGCCGAUCCUAACUGGUGGCAGGCGCGUCACUACGACUCGAGUGAGCACGCCGCGCUCAUUCCCUCCGACACCCUUCAGGAACGACGCAAGGCCAUCAUUCAAAGCAUUCCCGACGCCAGUGCUUUCAACUACCGCUUCUUCAGGGGACUUGUAGAUAAUCAGAAGACCAAAAAGACAAAAAUGAUUUUCAACGCCAAGGACUUUGAAGCCUUCACAUCGAAAAACGUUUGUGUAUACGAGGAGGUAGCGUUGAUUUCUGGCUUCCAGCGGCCCGUGAUCUGUCUGCUGGGUGCUCCAGGCGUUGGACGUCAGACGCUUCGCGAUAUGCUCAUUGAGGACAAUCCGGAUCGCUAUGAACUCGCCAUUCCUUACACUUCGAGGGCGAGACUGCCAGGUGAAGAGGACGGCGUUGAUUUCUUCUUCGAAAGUGCAAGGAAAAUGCAAAAUGGCUAUCAAAGAAACCACUUUAUUGAGUUCGGCGAAGCUGACGGCGAUUACUACGGCACGAAGCUGAAGACCCUGCGCAGGAUCUCCCAGUCGGGAAAGACCUGCCUCCUGGACUGCAGCCCAGGCGCGGUUAACAGGAUCCGAACGUCCGAGUUCAUGCCCUACGUGGUGCUCAUCGCCGCCCCGUCGUGUGACUGCAUGAAAGCAAUGUACGAGUACGGACGCAGCAUGGGCUUCACCGAGGUGUGGCGACGUGACGAAGACUUUCGCAAGACACUUGAGUGCAGCCGGGACAUCGAACGGAAUUACCGGCACGUCAUCGACAAGAUUGUCAUCUGCGACAACAUCGAGGUGACCUUUGUCCGACUGAAAGAACUGCUGGACGGUCUGCUGGAGAAGCCGCAAUGGGUUCCCGCGAAGUGGCUCUAUUAA